UUCAGGUCAUUCGUGUAAUAUUCAGAUUCAGAGCACAAACGUCACCUUUCUUUCUUGCUCAUUAGAAGAAACACUUCUAAAAAUGUAAACAAACCUACUCUGGAUUCAAAACUACUGUCAUUGCGAAGCUCUGGGCAUGGACUUAAGACAGCGUGGAUACCCCACGCGCGGCCGGGAUGGUCUUGACGCCAUGCCUCCGCUACCGCCGGCGCCGCCACCAGUUCCUCCACCAAUGCCGUCCGUCUACAACAUAAUCCCAGUCCACGACCUCUUAGCUGACCAUCCGUCUCUAAGAUGGCCGGAGGUUCGUGCUGUGGCAGCGGCGUUACGUAACGUGGGUGACCUGCGAAGACCACGAUUCAUGGUUUUUCCUCAAAACAUGGACCUUCUGGACUGGCUGGGUUGCUUCUUCGGGUUUCAAAACGACAACGUUCGGAACCAGAGGGAACACCUUGUGCUUCACUUGGCCAACACCCAAAUGCGUCUCCAGUCCCGGUCUUCUUCACCGGGCAUGCUGGACCCCAACAUCCUCCGGAAUUUCAGGCGGAAACUGCUCUACAACUACAAUUCGUGGUGCUCGUUUUUGGGACGUAAGUCACAAAUCCAACUUUCGAGUCGCCGAGAUGAAAAGAAUCUCCGGAGAGAGCUUCUUUAUGUUUCGCUUUUCUUGCUAAUUUGGGGUGAGUCAGCAAAUUUACGUUUCGCACCCGAAUGCAUUUGUUACAUUUAUCAUCAUAUGGCUAUGGAAUUGAACUAUGUUCUUGAUGAAAAACCUGAUGAGAAUACCGGUCAGCCAUUUUUACCUAAUUAUCCUGGGGACUGCGCCUUUUUGAAGAAUGUGAUUACACCAAUUUAUCAAACUAUUAAGGCUGAGGUGGAGGAUAGUAGGAAUGGGACGGCCCCCCACUCAGCCUGGAGAAAUUAUGAUGAUAUAAAUGAGUAUUUUUGGAGUAGGAGAUGCUUUAAGGUGCUGAAGUGGCCUAUUAAUACUGAUAGUAAUUUUUUUGCUACGGUUAGUAAGCGUAAAAGAGUGGGGAAGACGGGGUUUGUGGAGCAAAGAUCGUUUUGGAAUAUUUUUAGGAGUUUUGACAAGCUUUGGGUUUUGCUGAUAUUGUUUUUUCAGGCUUCUAUUAUUACUGCUUGGUCAGGUACCAGAUUACCGUGGCAAGCAUUGGAAUCUCGUGAUGUUCAGGUUGAGUUAUUUACUGUUUUUAUCACUUGGAGUGGACUUAGAUUUUUGCAGUCAAUACUUGAUGCUGGGACUCAGUACAGUUUGGUUACGAGGGAGACAGCAUGGCUUUGUGUGAGGAUGGUGUUGAAAACUCUUGUUGCUUUGACAUGGACUAUUGUCUUUGGAGUUCUUUAUGGGAGGAUUUGGAGUCAAAAGAAUGCUGAUACGAGGUGGUCAUAUGAGGCAAAUAGGAGGGUUGUGGAAUUUCUUGAGGCUGUGUUUGUGUUUGUUAUACCAGAACUAAUGGCACUUGUGCUUUUUGUUUUGCCUUGGAUAAGGAAUUGGAUAGAGGAGUUGAAUUGGCCACUUGUGUACUUGUUGACAUGGUGGUUUCAUACUAGAAUUUUUGUGGGGCGUGGACUGAGGGAAGGUCUGGUUAACAAUAUUAAGUAUACACUGUUCUGGAUUAUAGUAUUGCUGUCAAAGUUUUCAUUUAGUUAUUUUCUUCAGAUCAAGCCCCUCGUUGGCCCGACCCGAGCACUUUUGAGGGUAAAGAAUGUGGACUACCAUUGGCAUGAAUUUUUUAGUAGCACAAACAGACUUGCAGUAGUUUUGUUGUGGGUUCCAGUUAUUUUAAUUUAUUUGAUGGAUCUACAAAUUUGGUAUUCAGUAUUUUCAUCGGUUGUUGGUGCAGCAAUUGGGUUAUUCUCACAUUUGGGUGAGAUUAGGAAUAUCGAGCAGCUGAGGCUUAGGUUUCAGUUCUUUGCUAAUGCCAUGCAGUUUAACCUAAUUGCAGAAGAGCAGGCAUUUGGUCCAAAGGCAACAUUGUUGAAGAAGCUUCGUGAUGCAAUUCACCGAUUGAAGCUGCGAUAUGGACUUGGGAAGGUCUACAGUAAGAUUGAAUCUAGCCAAGUGGAAGCUACCAGAUUUGCCUUGAUUUGGAAUGAGAUAAUAUUGACAUUCAGGGAGGAAGAUCUUAUAAGUGAUAAAGAACUUGAGCUCUUGGAGCUGUCAACUAAUUGUUGGGAUAUUAGGGUUCUUCGGUGGCCAUGUAUCCUCCUCUGCAAUGAGCUGCUGCUUGCUCUCAGUCAGGCAACUGAGCUGGAUGCUGCACCUGAUCGGUGGCUUUGGUUGAAGAUAUGCAAGAAUGAGUACAGGCGGUGUGCUGUCAUUGAAGCUUAUGAUACCAUCAAGUAUUUGCUUCUCAAAGUUGUGGAGUAUGGUACAGAAGAGAAUAAAAUUAUUCAAAAAAUUUUCUCAGAGAUGGAAAACUAUAUGCAGGUUGAUAAGUUCACUGAGACAUACAAGAUGACAGUCCUCCCAGAAAUUCAUGCUAAAUUGGUAUCCCUUGUUGAGCUUCUGAUGAAACCAAAAAAGGAUCUGAGCAAGGUAGUGAAUGUAUUGCAGGCCUUAUAUGAACUUUCUGUUCGAGAAUUCCCUAGGGUGAAGAGAUCUGUUGAUCAACUUAGGCAGGAAGGUCUGGCCCCUCCUAGGUCAGCGUCAGCCACUGACAAAGGAUUGCUCUUUGAAAAUGCUGUGAGGUUUCCUGAUGCUGAAGAUGAUUUUUUCUGUAGGCAGCUACGACGUUUGCAUACAAUUCUUUCUUCAAGAGACUCAAUGCACAAUGUGCCAGUGAAUAUUGAGGCAAGACGGCGUCUAGCUUUCUUUAGCAAUUCUUUGUUUAUGAACAUGCCUCGUGCACCCCGUGUUGAGAAAAUGUUGGCCUUCUGUGUUCUAACCCCUUAUUAUGAUGAAGAAGUGAUGUAUGGAAAAGAGGGGCUUCGAAGUGAGAAUGAAGAUGGAAUUUCCACCCUGUUUUAUCUGCAGAAGAUCUAUGAAGACGAGUGGAAGAAUUUCAUGGAAAGGAUGCGCAGAGAGGGCAUGGAGGAUGACGAUGAAAUCUGGUCAGAAAAGUCAAGGGAUCUCCGUCUGUGGGCAUCAUACAGGGGGCAGACUUUAUCUCGUACUGUGAGGGGAAUGAUGUAUUACUACAGGGCUCUCAAGAUGCUUGCUUUUCUUGAUUCUGCAUCAGAGAUGGACAUCAGCAUGGGUUCAGAGCAUUUAGCUUCUCAUGGUUCAUGGAGUCAUAACAGGGGUUUAGAUGGUACCAGGUUACAAUCUUCAAAUGAACUCCUUGUGCCAGGACGUGGUGUCCGUCUUUUGUUUAAAGGGCACGAGUAUGGGAGUGCCCUGAUGAAAUUCACGUAUGUGAUCACUUGCCAGGUAUAUGGGCAACAGAAGGCAAAGGGAGAUCCUCGUGCUGAGGACAUUUUGUAUCUUUUGAAAAACAAUGAAGCCCUCCGAGUUGCCUAUGUUGACGAGGUUCACUUGAGAAGGGAUCUGGUAGAGUAUUACUCUGUUCUUGUUAAAUUUGAUCAGCAGCUGCAGAGGGAGGUGGAGAUCUAUCGAAUCAAGUUGCCUGGUCCCUUGAAGCUUGGGGAAGGCAAACCGGAAAAUCAAAACCAUGCUAUAAUCUUUACUCGGGGGGAUGCUGUUCAAACCAUUGACAUGAACCAAGACAAUUAUUUUGAGGAGGCACUGAAGAUGCGUAAUUUGUUGGAGGAAUUCAAUCAUCAUUACGGUAUUAGGAAGCCAACCAUAUUGGGUGUCCGUGAAAAUAUCUUCUCUGGGUCUGUGUCCUCUCUUGCUUGGUUUAUGUCUGCCCAGGAAACAAGUUUUGUGACCCUGGGGCAGCGUGUUCUGGCAAACCCUUUGAAGGUGCGGAUGCACUAUGGUCACCCAGAUGUGUUUGAUAGAUUCUGGUUCCUGCCUCGUGGUGGGAUCAGCAAGGCUUCUAGAGUGAUCAAUAUAAGCGAGGAUAUAUUUUCUGGCUUCAAUUGCACACUGCGAAGUGGUAAUGUAACACACCACGAAUAUAUACAGGUGGCAAAGGGAAGGGAUGUUGGGUUGAAUCAGAUCUCAAUGUUUGAGGCCAAGGUUGCUAGUGGCAAUGGUGAGCAAGUAUUGAGUAGAGAUGUAUACCGCUUGGGUCAUAGAUUGGAUUUCUUUCGGAUGCUUUCUUUUUUCUACACAACUGUUGGGUUCUAUUUCAACUCAUUGAUCCUGGUUUUGACUGUGUAUACGUUUUUAUGGAGCCGUCUUUAUUUUGCUCUCAGUGGAGUUGAGGAUGCAGCCAUGAAUAGUACCAACAAUGGUGCCAUGGGUGCAAUUCUGAAUCAGCAGUUCAUCAUACAACUUGGUCUGUUCACUGCUCUCCCAAUGAUUGUGGAGAACUCUCUCGAGCAUGGGUUUCUUCCUGCAGUUUGGGACUUCUUGACUAUGCAGUUGCAACUUGCAUCAUUGUUUUACACAUUCUCUUUGGGAACCCGUUCCCAUUUUUUUGGUCGGACUAUUCUUCAUGGUGGUGCAAAGUACCGAGCGACUGGGCGUGGUUUUGUGGUUCAGCAUAAGAGCUUUUCUGAGAACUAUAGACUGUUUGCUCGAAGCCAUUUUGUGAAAGCAAUUGAGCUUGGUGUUAUUUUGAUAGUGUAUGCUUUCCACAGUCCCCUAGCUAAGGAUACUUUUGUUUAUAUUCUCAUGACAAUCUCAAGCUGGUUCCUUGUGGUGUCGUGGAUAAUGUCUCCCUUUGUGUUCAAUCCAUCUGGAUUUGACUGGCUGAAGACUGUCUAUGACUUUGAAGAUUUUUUAAAUUGGAUAUGGUAUAAUGGGGUUUUUACGAGAGCAGACCAGAGUUGGGAAAAAUGGUGGUAUGAAGAACAGGACCAUCUAAGGACAACUGGUCUUUGGGGAAAGCUAUUGGAGAUUAUUUUAGAUCUUCGUUUCUUCUUUUUUCAGUACGGUGUUGUUUAUCAGCUGCGCAUUGCUGCUGGACAAACCAGUAUUGUUGUUUACUUGCUGUCUUGGAUAUGCAUGAUUGUGGCAGUUGGGAUCUAUGUAAUCAUAGCAUAUGCUCAAAAUAAAUAUGCCGCAAAGGAUCACAUCUAUUAUCGUUUAGUUCAGUUGCUAGUCAUUGUACUCGUAAUACUAGUGAUUGUCCUAUUGCUGGAGUUCACUAAAUUACAAUUUCUUGAUCUUUUGACCAGCCUGUUAGCAUUCAUCCCCACAGGAUGGGGCCUAAUAUUGAUCGCCCAGGUUCUUAGGCCUUUUCUGCAGUCCACAGUGGUAUGGGAUACGGUUGUUUCCUUGGCUCGGUUGUAUGAUUUACUGUUUGGAGUGAUUGUCAUGGCUCCUGUGGCAUUUUUGUCAUGGUUGCCUGGAAUGCAGUCAAUGCAGACAAGGAUACUGUUCAAUGAAGCAUUCAGCAGGGGUCUACAGAUUUCUCUUAUUGUUUCUGGCAAAAAGUCUGUAUGAACUUUCGGUCGUCCAGUGGAACUAUAUUUAGCUAAGAUAUAUGAACUGCCUGUUUUUACUUUAACAUUCUUAACGGUUGUCUCGCUGUGUCAUCCAGUUAUCACAUGGCCAAUGAGGAAUCCAAUCAUCUCUGCUUCAACUUCAUGUUUUGGUCUUUUUAUCUGGUAAAAUUUGUAUUAUGCUCUAGGUCCUGUACUGGCAUAGCACAGUUGGUGGUUGGUAGAGUAAAACUUCUGUACAUACUUUGGCCUGUACAUUGUAGCUUCUGUUUGGUAGUUUCCUAAUAGUAGGCUAUGACAUUUCCACUAAUUAUCAAAUUACUGGCUGGCUGGUUGCUCCUUUUA
Molecule: messenger RNA, 5826 nt
Organism: Mangifera indica (mango)
Lineage: Eukaryota; Viridiplantae; Streptophyta; Magnoliopsida; Sapindales; Anacardiaceae
Product: callose synthase 11
Exons: 2
Coding region: 137-5482 (1781 amino acids)
Biological process (GO): (1->3)-beta-D-glucan biosynthetic process
Cellular component (GO): 1,3-beta-D-glucan synthase complex; plasma membrane
Molecular function (GO): 1,3-beta-D-glucan synthase activity
Source: RefSeq, a predicted model, not a curated record